This is a messenger RNA of Paralichthys olivaceus (Japanese flounder), 931 nucleotides long. Lineage: Eukaryota; Metazoa; Chordata; Actinopteri; Pleuronectiformes; Paralichthyidae. The record is from RefSeq and is a predicted model, not a curated record.
CGGCGGCUUUCUGCGGAGCGACGCCCGGAGCCGAGCAUCGCUGAGCGGAUCCAGGACUGAGGUCAGACCGGGAGGAGACGGGCUCCGGAGUUCACUGCAGGAUGAAAACUCUCAGCUGAACUUCAUCAUCACAUUAUGACAUCAUUAGGCCCUGCCCACUGCCCCCUCCCCCUCCGACAUCAUCACCUUGUCUCACUCUGGAUUGGACAAACAACUCAUCAGCUGUCCCUGUGGCCCCGCCUCCUGCUGUCUCUCUGGCUCUGGAUUGGUGGACUGAUGACCCAGGUGAGCGCCUCCCACCAGCACUUCCACCCCCACUCCAUCAAGAUACCUGGUGACAUCACUCUGGGGGGGCUGUUCCCCGUCCACGCCCGUGGGCCCCAUGGGCUUCCCUGUGGCGAGCUGAAGAAGGAGAAGGGAAUCCACCGCAUGGAGGCCAUGUUGUACGCCCUGGACCAAAUCAACAGCGACCCCUAUCUGCUGCCCAACAUCACGCUGGGGGCCCGGAUCCUGGACACCUGCUCCAGAGACACCUACGCUCUGGAACAGUCGCUCACCUUCGUCCAGGCGCUGAUCCAGAAAGACACGUCCGACAUCCGCUGCGCUAACGGGGAGCCGCCAAUUAUCCGCAAACCGGAGAGAGUGGUGGGAGUGAUCGGAGCCUCGGCCAGCUCGGUGUCAAUCAUGGUCGCCAACAUCCUGCGUCUGUUUGAGAUUCCUCAGGUGAGUUACGCCUCCACUGCUCCGGAGCUCAGUGACAACAAUCGUUAUGACUUCUUCUCUCGGGUGGUUCCUCCGGACUCGUACCAGGCUCAGGCCAUGCUGGACAUCGUCCGAGCUCUGGGUUGGAACUACGUGUCCACGUUAGCCUCGGAGGGAAACUACGGAGAGAGCGGCGUCGACGCCUUCAUGCAGAUCUCCAGAGAGGCCG